CGUUCGUUUACGCUCGUGCGCCUUUGGGUCUACACAACCUUUCCGCGUUCGUGAUCGUUUCGUUUUCCCGCACGGCUCUUUCCCUACGUUGUAUUGUUGUUCUCGUUGGUUCUUUGCCGCACUUCGUUGCCCGACGUCGUCGUAGUGGAACCACCGCGAUCGAGAUUCCUAAUAUGGCCAGUGAGAAAAAACCGGCGAAGUCGUCGUCGAAAAGAGAGAAAACCGCCGAGGAGAUACUGACGGAGUUCCAGUCGCUCCGAAAUGAGCAAAGGAUCCUAGCGAACAAACUGUCCGAGAUGGAGAUGGAGUUGAAUGAGCACAAAAUUGUUAUCGACACGUUAAAGAAUGUGGAUCCCAAGAGGAAGUGCUACAGAAUGAUCGGCGGACUUCUGUGCGAGCGCACGGUAGAGGACGUGAUGCCUGCUCUGGUGACGAAUAAAGAACAGUUGAUGAAAGUGAUAGAUGCUUUGAACGACCAGGUAACAAAAAAAGGAAUCGAAAUAAACGAGUAUAAGGAAAAGCACAACAUCAGAAUCAGAGGGCAGGAUGAUUUACAGCAGCAGCAGGAAGAGGACAACAACAAUAAAGAAGACAAGAGGAAGGCGAUUGUUGUAAAUCCCAUUGAGAUUUAAGAGUAAUAAAUAUAAGCGUUUUUUUUUUAAUAUUACAUAUUAAGGUAAUAAAUAUUACAUAUUGAGAUGUGCGUGGAGUUCAGGUUGAAAAGUUUAACUUUUGAGUUGAGCACAUUUUGAAAUUAGCUAUCACAUUUUUUAUUUAUUGCGCGAUCCCAAUGUAUAUGUCACAGCGCUUUGUGUGAUGCUAAGCAUAUUACUAUAUUUGAUCAAAAAAAGAUAAAAAUAGUCUGACAUCUUACAUAAAUUAGGUUCGUACAAUUCUGCGAGGUUUCUCAAUCACUUGUAUCUCUUCAUCAAAAGUGAAAUAAUAAUGUAACGUUCAUACAUUUAUCCACUGUAAGCAACUUUCCGUAUUUAAGUGACGCAUUUGUGUAUCGUUUUAAUUUACAUAAAAAGAGAAUCUUAUAUGC
Molecule: messenger RNA, 1045 nt
Organism: Solenopsis invicta (red fire ant)
Lineage: Eukaryota; Metazoa; Arthropoda; Insecta; Hymenoptera; Formicidae
Gene: Pfdn2
Product: prefoldin subunit 2
Exons: 3
Coding region: 174-632 (152 amino acids)
Biological process (GO): protein folding
Cellular component (GO): cytoplasm; prefoldin complex
Molecular function (GO): protein folding chaperone
Source: RefSeq, a predicted model, not a curated record